CUAAUACAUACCUACGUUAGUGGCCUUACUUAAUUAUGAAAUUUUUGAAUCACUUAGAUUUUCAAAAUUAAUUUCAAAAUUUUUAUUAAAUAAUGUAUAUUAUUGAUAAAGAUGGAAAGUUCUAGAGUUUCACCUGAAAAAAUAUCUGGAUUAAUGCCAAAUUUAACGUCUUCAGAAGACUUGCAAACCAAUUCCUUUGCUGGAAGCCCUUAUUUAAGUUUGCAACAAACUUAUCUAGAUUCAACUGGGUCUAAUACAUUUCGAUGCGAAGAAACUUCAAACAGUUCAAAUAUUAAAUCAUUUGAUGAAAUUUUACGUGACAUUAUUGAAACAUCAAAAUAUCAUGUGAAUCAAACACAACAUCAAUCACAAUUAUCUUGCAACGAAACAACACAUUAUAGUUGUAGCAAUGUAACUGAAGGUUUUCACGAAUAUCCAUCAUAUUCGCAGCCUUUAAAUUUGUAUUCUUCUCAAUAUAGUUCUGCAGAAAUUGGUAAUUCGAAAGCAUUUUCAAAUAUUAAUCCGAAUGAUAACUACGAACGUUUGAUAGACACGGUUCAAGAAGAUAAUGGUGGAAAAGAGAACUUCCAAAUUAAUAUUGCAGAAGCAGACUCAACAGAUGCAUGCGAUUAUAGUAACUCAAAUCAUUUCGAAAUAUUACGAAUGAAAAGAAAUGAAUUUUCACAACAAACUACUUUGCUACCCCCGUUCAAUUAUUUUCCAACGUCUUACAUGAAUUUACAACCCACAAUGCAAUAUACUAACCAAUACAUAGAACCUCAAUCAUGUAAUGUGCCUUCUAAUAUAUCAUCUUCGGAAAUAUCUCGUUAUCCUUUUUCAUAUAGCAAAAAUAAACCAAAAGUGUUUUCACCAAAAAUCUUACCUUCUUGCGGUAUCAGUGAAACAAAUUUGUCAAAUGGCGCAAUAGUUAAAACCAAAAGGACUUUUUCAAACACAAUGCCACCCCCAUUUUCAGUAUCAAAUUCGUCCGCAUUUAAAACAUAUCGGAAAAAAAGUCAAAAAAAUAUAGUUUCAAAUGCAACUAUAAAUUCUAUAGAAUUACUAAGGGCACAACAAAGCAAUGAUAACAAAGAAACAAUAGUGCUUCAACCAGCAAAUGUUUUUAUUGUUUCACAGGAAAGCGUUCGUUCAGGUGAACCAGAAUGGAUAGUAGAAAAAAUGUAUGUAAGUCCGGAUUUGCUGAGUGUAAAACCACCUUUGCAAACAGAAAAUCUGCUUGAACAAGCAAAGGAAGCAGCUUCUGAUAUAUUGUUCAAUGUAGAUUUUUCAAGUCUCGAUACGAGUAACAUUAUAAUACCAAAUAUUCAGAUAAAGGGGCCCCUCCACAAAAACAGAAAGCAAGAGUUAAAAGUGUUGCAAGAAUAUGAGAUAACUGAUAAUGAAAAAACAUCGGAAACCACUGUCUUGAAUUCAACUGAAUUAGGACAGAAUCGUAAUAUUGAGAAUAAUUCUCAGAUCGAUUUGAAAACUACGCAGAACCUACCGGAUCAAAACAAUAUUAGUAGUUUGCAUUCGUUUGAUGGUGGAGCAGUUUUUAUUAAUAACAAAGAGCUUAAAGAAAACGAUCAUUUAAAUGAUGGUGAAAUUUCAGAAGAUAGUGCACUUGAAAAAGACUCACUUCCCACCAAAUCACUUAAAUGUCACAGAUGCAAUAAAACUUUUAAAUACAGGUACACAUUGAAGCGACAUAAUAAAAACUAUCAUUUACCUUCAAGCCCAACUAUAUCUUUAAAUGAAAGUCUUCGACACAGCGAUACAAUAGAAUUAAUAACUCCAUCAGUAAAUCAUUUUUCUACAACUUCAGGAAAUUUAAUUGAUGAAAAGGAAAAAAUUGAAAUCAGCAAUAACUCUAAAAAACAAACAAACAACAUUUCAAAAGGGAAACAAGAAAAUUCAAAAAGUUCUGCUGAAAAACGUUUCAAAAAAGAUAUUUCUGAAACAAUAAGCGAUAAAAACACACUUAAUAAUAAAGAAAAAAACGAUAACAAAAAAAAGAAACGUAAAAAUUUAUUUGAUUUUGUAAAUAAUGAGGGUCAAACCGAAAAAAAGUACCGGAAAGAAGAUGAAAAACGAGUAACCCGAUCGCGUAUGAUAUUAUUUAAGGAAUAAACGCAUUCUGUGUAAUUCAAAUAUUGAAGUGUUUUUAUUAUGAAGAAGUUAUUAAGAAAAUUAAUGUUUUUAGUUGAAAAAAAAGUUUUGUACUUUUCUGAAUAGAAGCUACAAACUUUCUUUAAAUUGCUUUAAAUGCUAUUUCAUUUUUGGCGAAAAAUUUUUGUUUUAUUUGAAUGUAUAAUUUAUUUAGUAGUAAAUAGAAUUUUAAUUUUUACAAUUAUUGCUAAAAAUUUUUUUUUCUAAAUGUUUUAUAUAUUUAGUUUAUUAUUUUAAAAUUUGAAACAACAAAAAAUAAUGUUUGCAAUUUUUGUAACCACAAGUUGAUAAAUUUAUAAAUUUAGAAGUUAAAAUUUUCAGUUUAUAUUUAUGGCAUG
Molecule: messenger RNA, 2507 nt
Organism: Condylostylus longicornis
Lineage: Eukaryota; Metazoa; Arthropoda; Insecta; Diptera; Dolichopodidae
Exons: 5
Coding region: 112-2130 (672 amino acids)
Source: RefSeq, a predicted model, not a curated record